AUGAGAAGUAAAAUUCUUUUACAUCUUCGGUUGGAGGUGGAGAAGGAUGAGAUUGGAAAACAUAUAGCAUUUACUUGUGAGGACUCAAAUUUGGUUGGAGAGAGAGAGAAACCCCAAGAAAGCCAAGAACAAUGGCCUGUCUCCCUAAUGACCGCAGUCGGCAUCAAGCCCAAUUUCGAAGAAGACAUGACCCAGAAAUUGGACCCACAAUAA
This is a messenger RNA of Dovyalis caffra, 213 nucleotides long. The record is from the annotation of a GenBank genome assembly. Lineage: Eukaryota; Viridiplantae; Streptophyta; Magnoliopsida; Malpighiales; Salicaceae.